Molecule: messenger RNA, 1180 nt
Organism: Mercurialis annua (annual mercury)
Lineage: Eukaryota; Viridiplantae; Streptophyta; Magnoliopsida; Malpighiales; Euphorbiaceae
Exons: 5
Coding region: 131-841 (236 amino acids)
Source: RefSeq, a predicted model, not a curated record
AAGUUUGAGUAUCAUAAUGCAUCAUUUAUAUGUUCCAAUUCCGUCCAAAUUGAAAAACAGCAGUGAAGCAAAUUAAGGCACUGAGCCACUUUCGUUGUUCCGAGCUCUGCAUUCGACACUCCCACUUAACAUGUUUACACGCAUAAAACAACUCCAGACCUUAAGCCGCGCUUCUACCAACCAGUUCCGCUUCGUGAGAACCGACGCCGGUCCAAAUGGGCGGCGGUCUAAUAGGUCUCAAACAUUUGCCGCUAAAAAACCAGUCGAGAAAUCGGAGUGGUGGGUAGUAGACGGAGAGAUGCACGAGAUUGGAGAUCACGUGCCUCCGCGCGAGCGUUUUGUUAUCCCAAGAGAUAACGUCCCCAACAGACGCCGCAAGCAGCUCAGAGAGCAGUUCAUGCGCCGAACUCGCCUCCUUCUCAAGGAUUCGGAGCAUGAGCCUUGGUGCAAAAGAUAUAUGGAACUAUAUCAGGAACUGAGGGAGAAUUGGGAAAGGCUGUAUUGGGACGAGGGAUUCUCUAAAAAGAUUGCUCAGGAUCAUGCAAACUAUGAGUCUGCUGAGGACGAUGAUCAAGAUUUUAACCCUCAUAGGAGCAGGAGACCCGAGCAAAUGCAGAUGAAGGAUCAAGGUUUUGGGAGAAAAAGGCAAGAUGAUACAUGGGAAAAGGUCAACCAAAUUAGGGACAAAUUUGAAUUUGAUAGAGAGAAGAGAAUGCAGGAGAAAGCAUUUGCACCAAUGAACAGAGGAAUGCCUAUGGAAUUACCUGAUCGGAAUAUGCGGAACCGGCCAUUUGAUACCCAAAGAUACUUCACGGAAGAAAGGGACUCCGGGGAGGACUGAAAUACUAUUUUUAAAAGGCGUCGCCCUUCAACUUUAAGGCCAAAUUCCCUAGGAUCUGGGGAAGAAUUACAAUGAAAAUCUGCUAGAAGAAGAGCCUUAGUUGUUUGUAUUUGGCUCUUAAUAAUUGUAGCUGUCUACUGACUGAACAUUGCCUCUCUAACCAGCAAGCAAUGAAGUUCCUGAUGAUGCAACUAAUUAUUUAACCUAGCUGUAGUCAGUUCAGUGAUUUUGGUCAGUCGGUUGGCUUGAUUGUAAAAAAAAGGAAAAUGCUUUUAGAUGUAUGAAUUUUUUGGCUUCUUUUUGUAAGAUCAUUACUUUUACAAUCUUCAUUUUUUAUUU